This is a messenger RNA of Xylaria bambusicola, 1184 nucleotides long. Its product is annotated as vacuolar ATP synthase subunit C. Gene Ontology annotation, biological process: proton transmembrane transport. Bases 179 to 796 code for a protein of 205 amino acids. The record is from RefSeq and is a predicted model, not a curated record. The transcript is spliced from 5 exons. NCBI's taxonomy places the organism in Eukaryota, Fungi, Ascomycota, Sordariomycetes, Xylariales, Xylariaceae. Gene Ontology annotation, molecular function: proton-transporting ATPase activity, rotational mechanism. Gene Ontology annotation, cellular component: proton-transporting V-type ATPase, V0 domain.
UGUCGAGAGCUUGCUUGAUGAAGCUCCUCAGAAAAGCGUAGCCUAAUAAUUAUCCAUCGCGCGCAAUCCCACGACACCGAUCGAUCCCGACCCAGCCCGCAUCGAGCCGACGUGACGUGCUCUUCACACUACCCCUACGCUUCCAUUGCCGUCGCGACACGCGAAUAAUUCUAUCAAAAUGGGCGGUUACGGAUACAACUCGUAUGGCGUGGGAGGCCUUACGUCCUUCCUGACGGUUGUCGGCUUAUAUAUGUUAUUUACCGGCAGUGGUGAAUCCUUCAAUGUCGGAGCUUUCCUCGAAUCAGUAUCGCCGUAUGCGUGGGCUAGCACAGGAAUCGCUUUGUGUAUAGGUCUAUCUGUCGUCGGUGCAGCAUGGGGUAUCUUCAUUACGGGCUCAUCGAUUCUCGGUGCUGGUGUCAAAGCCCCGCGGAUCCGAACAAAGAAUUUGAUCUCCAUCAUCUUCUGCGAGGUCGUCGCCAUCUACGGCGUCAUUAUGGCCAUUGUCUUCUCCUCCAAGGUCGGAUACACGAGCGGUGAUAACCUUUACGACGGCAACAGCUACUACACGGGUUUCGCCCUCUUUUGGGCCGGUCUGACUGUCGGAGGAUGCAACCUUGUUUGUGGUAUUGCCGUCGGUAUCAACGGUAGCGGCGCUGCUUUAGCCGAUGCGGCCGAUGCUUCACUUUUCGUCAAAAUCCUCGUUAUCGAAAUCUUCAGCUCCGUCCUCGGCCUCUUCGGUCUCAUCAUUGGCCUGCUAGUCCAAGGCAAGGCGCUGGAAUUCGGAACCGUACAAUAGAACAACAUCUUCUCCACAUUGAAAUUAUGGCAGUCUCGACCUGCUCCCAUCCGCUCUGGUCUGUGUAAGGUAGAUAUCGCGCUGUUCGAAUUACAAGGGAGAGGGGAGUAAUGCAUUAUCAAUCCCGCUUAAUAUUGCUCGGGGUUGGAUCGGCGUUUGGAAGAACGGGCUUUCACAUCCACGUCAUUGGAAGGUCCAAAGUGCAUGAUGCGUCUAAUUUAUGUUAAACUACAUAUUGUAUUAUACGACUAGUUCAGCUUCAGGGAAAGCUGUUCGUGUAGUUUGGUUCUCCAGAAUAAAUAAAAGAAUUAGUCACAAUACAUCUGAUGAGAUAGAUAAAGUAUAGGUGGUUAUGUUUAACCUCUCUUUGAGGCUACCCAACACAAUG